Molecule: messenger RNA, 2660 nt
Organism: Perca flavescens (yellow perch)
Lineage: Eukaryota; Metazoa; Chordata; Actinopteri; Perciformes; Percidae
Product: matrilin-3-like
Exons: 8
Coding region: 119-1684 (521 amino acids)
Molecular function (GO): calcium ion binding
Source: RefSeq, a predicted model, not a curated record
UUGUGGGCAGUGUGGACGAGAUCAUAUAAAAAGGCUACAGUACAGUAGUGGAAGUGGAAGUGGGCCGAAGUGCAUCCGGACCAGAGGCGGACGGAACACAACUGUGCGUGUAGGCAACAUGACCUCAUUAAUGUGGGGACUGCUCUGUGUCAGUGGCAUCCUGGCAUCGGCAACUCGGGGAACUUUCCCACAGUUUGGGUCACGCAACCGGCAGAUCCACUCAAUUAGCCCUUCAAUCCCACGAGUUUCCCCGCACGGCCCUCCAAGGGUCUCCCAGCGCUUUGAAGAUAUCAAAUCUAUUGAGCAAACCUCUGACGAACUGAGUGCUGAAACUUUUCAAGAGGUCCAGCGGGGCGGUUCCACAGCGCGAGCCUUCCAGCAGCUGCAGCAGGGUACCCGAACAGGUGCCAACAACCUGGCGCAGGAGAGGAGAACGGACAAUGGAGCUGGUGGCACUAAUUCUAGGUUUAAUCGCUAUCAGUCCUCCCAUCACCAGCCGUCUUCACAGCUGCAACACAACGCUGCACCAUCUGCACCCUGGCAGCCCGCUCGAAAUCCGAGUGGCUCUCUUGCAUCCAUCAGAACUGAAGCAGCAACAAGAGCGAAUUGUAGAAAUCGUCCUAUAGACCUGGUCUUCAUCAUAGACAGCUCCCGCAGCGUACGCCCUGCUGAGUUUGAAAAGGCCAAGGAGUUCCUGCAGCAUAUGGUGGAAAGCUUGGAGAUCGGCUCGGACGCCACGCGGGUCGGCCUCGUCAAUUAUGCCAGCACAGUGCAGAUUGAGUUUCAACUAAAGACCUAUUUUGCCAAGUCUGCCCUGAAGCAGGCCCUGGCCCGUGUUGAGCCCCUCGCUUCAGGCACCAUGACAGGCAUGGCCAUCAAGACCGCCAUGGAGAAAGCUUUCACUGCGGAGGCGGGGGCGCGAGCUAGCUCGGCGAACAUUGCCAAGGUAGCCAUCAUAGUGACAGACGGGAGGCCCCAGGACCACGUAGAGGAUGUAUCAGCUGCAGCUCGCGCAUCUGGGAUCGAGAUCUACGCAGUGGGAGUAGACAGAGCGGAUAUGGCGUCCCUGCGCCUCAUGGCCAGCCUCCCACAUGAUGACCAUGUCUUCUAUGUGGAGACCUAUGGUGUCAUUGAGAAGCUCACUUCCAAAUUUAGGGAAACCUUGUGUGGUUUGGAUCCGUGUUCUGAGGGACACAAUUGCCAGCACGUUUGUGUCAACAAUGGCAACUCAUACAACUGCAAGUGUCGCAAGGGCUAUGUCUUGAACCCGGACAAGAAAACGUGUUCACGUUCGGAUGCAUGUGCCCAGGGAAAUGACUGCCAGCACAUUUGUGCCAACAAUGGGAACUCUUACAUCUGCAAGUGUCAAGUGGGAUACGUGUUGAACAUGGAUCAGAAAACAUGCUCUCGUUCAAAUGCAUGCGCUCAGGGACAUGACUGCCAGCAUAUUUGUAUCAACAACGGUGACUCAUACAACUGCAAGUGUCGAGUUGGAUAUGUGUUAAAUGCAGACCAGAAAACAUGCUCACAGGAAAUGAGAGGUGAAAUAACUCAAGAUGCCUGCAUGUGUGAAGCUCAGAUUGUGUUCCAGAAAAAAGUACAGUCAACCAUACAGGAGCUGAGCAGAAAACUUGAUGAACUUUCAGACAAAGUGAACCUGAUUGAGGGCCAACAGCAGUAUUAAGGACAGUGUUGAAGACGUUAGAAGAUGUGUUCAGGACUAGCAAUGUAUCCAAUUCUUUUGACCAACAGAAGUCAUCUGUAACCCUCAAAAACUCUUAAUGUUUCAGUAAAAAUGUUUGGUAUAGUUCUGCAUGAUACUGAGUUUUCAUGCAGUAGUAUAAUGAUUGUUUUAUAUUAUAAAACCUGCAUUUUGCAUCCACAACAACUGUUACAGUAAAGUCACAUGUAACUGGUGUAAACGUUUACAUAUAACUGUAUCUUUGUAAGAAAAGCUACAUUUCUUUCUGGCAGUGUAAGCCAUUGAGAUGAGUCUCAAACUAUGUAAGAUAAUUAGGGAAGUUUUGGAAAAUGGAGACGUGCAAUUCUAAAAAGAAAAACAAUGUAUAAACAUGUCAAAAGUUUACUUUCAUAAUGAAUGUUUUUGGUGGCAAAAGUGUUGUACCACAUCCUUGUUGUGUAUCCACUGCUCCGAGGGCAUUUAUUGGUCAGUGUUCUUGAUAGAACACAACAGAACAACUAAUCUCUCAUACAAUAAGAGCAUUGUUGUUACUCCUCUGAUUGCAGCAUUAUUAUGCAGAGAAAAGACCAAAAUAAAGCCUGAUCUAAUUGGCCCAUGGUAUUGCUAUAAUACUUUUCUUUGAUACCAGAAAGAUUGCAACAACUGUGUUGUUUGGUAAUUAUUGUUUCUUUGUAACAGGUCCAGGACAUGUAUUUAGGGGGAGAGGGAAAACAGUUUAGGGAGUUCAAGGGUUAUAGGACCGCUUCAAUACUCUGCACACUUGGCAAGUCUUGACCAAAGUCUCUGGUAGCAGUCCUAGCAAUUAUAUACUAUUUCAAUGCACUAAGUUUUGAAAUUGUGAGAUUUUAAGAUCCACUCAGUUUUUUUUUCAUCCAGGUAUUUUACUGCACAGUACUUUCUUCAUACAAUAGACACAUGUACUGUAUUUUCUACUUUGUGAUAUAUCCAUGAAACACAU